Molecule: messenger RNA, 1977 nt
Organism: Carassius carassius (crucian carp)
Lineage: Eukaryota; Metazoa; Chordata; Actinopteri; Cypriniformes; Cyprinidae
Gene: rab3il1
Product: RAB3A interacting protein (rabin3)-like 1
Exons: 11
Coding region: 72-1385 (437 amino acids)
Biological process (GO): exocytosis
Cellular component (GO): Golgi to plasma membrane transport vesicle
Molecular function (GO): guanyl-nucleotide exchange factor activity
Source: RefSeq, a predicted model, not a curated record
AGCUGAAGUGAGUGCACUCACGGCGAGUGUGUGUUUUUAAGAAGUGUUAGACUGGGAAGAUACUUUCUGUGAUGGACGCUUUUGAAGGAAUCCAUUGUGUGCAGCUCUCCCCCUCUCCUCCUGCGCGCUCCAGGUCUGUUCCAGGGUAUGAGGUGCUGGUGGCAAGGAAUUCUGGGAUAGCUGUAUAUUCGUCACCUACAUUUUUUGGCAAAGGUGAUUUUACGGAUCAGCAUACAGCAGAGGAAGAGAGAUGCCCGGUCGGGAGGUUAGUAGACCUGGAGCCGGAUCUGAGGCCUGGACUGGGGGGUGAUGGGGGGCAGCAGGAGAAGAAGAAGCCCCCAGAGGAGGAGGAGGAGGAGGCAGGAGCACACAGACGAGAGACGUACAACAUGUCCCGUCUGAGGAGCUCCUCUCUGGAGAUCAAGGAGAAGGGAACAGAAUUCCUCCGAGAGCAGCUGGAUGCUGCACAGAAGGAGCUGAAGUUGAAAGACGAGGAGUGUGUCAGACUGUCCCACGUCAGGAAUCAGCUGGAGCAGGAAUUGGAGGAAUUGACUGCCAGUCUUUUUGAGGAGGCCCAUAAGAUGGUGCGAGAGGCCAACGUGAAACAAGCAGCAGCUGAGAAGCAGCUGAAGGAAGCCCAGGGCAAGAUUGACGUCCUGCAGGCGGAGGUCUCUGCUCUGAAAACCCUGGUGCUGACCUCUACGCCCUCCUCCCCGAACCGCCAGCUCCAUCCUCAGCUGCUGUCUCCAGGCUCCAGUCGGGCCUCGUCCCGUCCCGGGGGCCACACGCGCAACAAGAGCGCCAGCGGUGCCCUACAGCUGCCAACAGAGCCCACGCCGAAGGAUGUAGCGUUAACCCGGGAGGACAAAGAGUUGGACUCUGUGUUAUUCGCAGAGUUCCUCUCGUGGAAGGAGGCACCCAGUCUGGAUCGCUCCUCAGUGUUCAUCAGCAGGGUGUACAGAGAAGAUAUCGGGCCAUGUCUCUCAUUCACCUGCUCUGAGUUGUCUCAGUCGGUCCAGUGCGCAGUGGAGAAUAACUCUCUCACCAUCGAGCCCAUCGCCAUGUCAUCUCUGCACACGGUCAAAGCCCUCGAAAGGGGAGGACCCAACGGUUGCCGGACACCCAUAGAAACUAAAUGUGCGCUGAGCGGGAUGUCCCGCCCCUGCCGACAUCGCAUCAAACUGGGAGAUAAAGAGAAUUACUACUUUAUAUCUCCGUCUAGCAGAGCACGAAUCACCGCCGUGUGUAAUUUCUUCACUUACAUCAGGUACAUCCAGCAGGGCCUCGUCAGACAGGACGUCCAGCAGAUGUUUUGGGAAGUGAUGCGUCUGCGGAGAGAGAUGAGUGUGGCCAAACUGGGAUACUUUCUGACAGAGGAGAGCUAGAGAGCCAGCACACAAACACUGCACACAGCACACUCAUCUCAACUUUCACUCAAACACUCCCAUGCUGCUGUUUUCCAGCUCCGUAUUCCUGCAUGUAUUCAGGGAAGCACUACAGAUGAAUUCCCAGAGUCUACAGAUAACACUUUCACUCUCCACAGGUUUGUGAUGUUCUGGCUUUGGGAAAGACUGAAUGCAGUAAAAGUGUCACAUUGUUAACACUGAGGUAAAUGUUUACAGUCAUCCUCAACAACAGGACGUUUUCCCAUUUAUCGGCAAAAAGUUUCCCGACCCAUACUUAAAAAAAAAAAAAAUUCUCUCACACUUCUGACUUUUUUUUUCUCAUCAUUGUGAGUUUACAUCUCACAGUUCAGAAUUCUGAAUUUACAUCUCGCGAUUCAGGUUUUUUUUGGGGGGGGGGGGGAUUCCAAUUUACAUCUGACAAUUCUGAUUUUCUCUCAGAAUUCUAUUUUUCUGUUUUCGAAAAAUAGGUAACCGACUCUUUAUCUCGCACUUCUCAUUUUUGUCUUGCAGUUUUCAGGUUUAUAUCCCACAGUUCUGACUGUUUCUGAGUGUUUGUCCCCAGAAAAGAAUU